AUGCCCCAAACCUUAAGGCGUAAAACCAUAAACGCUAACAGCCCCAGAACCCUACGCCAAAGGACCCUCAUCGAGCUCUGGCCCCGCAUCUUGGCCAACUUCGAUGCCCGGUUUCUGCUUUGCCCUGCGGCGGCCCUCCAAGCACAGCUGCUUCAGCUGGAGGAGAGAGCAUUCCUGGAGAAGCCGGAGGUGGUCAUGGACCAGCUAGUGAGCUAUUCGCAAAACCUUCAGCAUGCCUUCAUGCACAGUGGAGUCGAUCCGAAGGAUCUGGCGGCGUGGCCCUUAGAGGAGGGUCUGGAGCGGCUUCGUGGCCACGCCCGAACGAAGGCCCGCCAGCGCCGUUUCAAGCGCUUUCCCGAUGUGACGCUGGUGCUGAGCUACUGCCGGGAGAACCUGCAGUGGAUGAAUGCAUCAUUCAGUCGAAAGGUGAUGCCUUCUGUGGACGUGGUGGUCGUAGCCAAGUGCUCCGACGUGGAUGCUGCCGGUGCCGUUCCCUUCCGGUCACUCUGGAGAUCUGUUGAGCAAGUCGACGUCGAGGACUUGCCACUGCGUGCUGACGAGUGCUCAGCUUAUCUGGGCUACUUGUCCGAAAAGUAUUACGACCUGCCCCGGCACAUGGUCUUCGUACAUGCUGACAUGCCGGAACAUAUCGGUGCUGGGAGGCCGAACAUCGUUGAUGACACGCUGCGGUCUCUCUCGCACGGAGCACAUGUCCCUUUCGCCCACCUGGGCAACAACCGCGUCACGAUGCGAUGGAACUCUGAUGUCAUGACUCCGCUUUGGAAGGGCCUCUUCAAGAGCAGCCUUGCACCGGCGGCCGGGGAGGUGAGCACCUACUGCUGCUCCCAUUUCGUGGUGUCCCGGGACCGGGUCUUGCAGCGUCCGAAAAGCUUCUACGAUCAGGCCUUGAAGUUCCUCACAUCUCCUGAGAGCUACUUCUACUUGCCGGCUCCCUGGUUGGUAACCCGCCAGCAUCGCGCGGCGGAGCAUGACAUGAAGGGCCGGCUAGUUUGCCAGAAUAUGAUGUUCCUUUGGCACAUCAUCUUUGGGGAGCCGCUUGCACUGCCCCAUCGGAUGUACGAUCCGAGCCUGCCACUGUUUCUGAAGACUCGGAACAUUCGGACUGCUUACAUGGACGAGUGA
This is a messenger RNA of Symbiodinium sp. CCMP2456, 1143 nucleotides long. Lineage: Eukaryota; Dinophyceae; Suessiales; Symbiodiniaceae. The record is from the annotation of a GenBank genome assembly.